Molecule: messenger RNA, 3741 nt
Organism: Eublepharis macularius
Lineage: Eukaryota; Metazoa; Chordata; Lepidosauria; Squamata; Eublepharidae
Gene: FAM110A
Product: family with sequence similarity 110 member A
Exons: 3
Coding region: 383-1468 (361 amino acids)
Source: RefSeq, a predicted model, not a curated record
AGACGAGACAGGAGCUGGCAGAGAAGAACACAGGAACUCCGGACGGCUCUCUGCCAUCGGAGCAACUCACCUGGGACAGAUCUAAUCUACGGAGGCAAGAAGAGACAAUUUCCUUUGAAGAUCUGCCUUCCAGGAGGACCAUGCAUAGAUGAGGAAUUCAUUACUGUCUUCCCGUUUCCUCCUUGCCUUCUCGGAGUGGUGUUUUUGUAGACGCUGAGAACAGAAGGACAGCGGCCUCCGGGACUGAUCCUGCCCAGCCGAUCGCCAAGCCAGCUGCUGGAAGCCGGGAGGCAGGACGCGCCCCUUCUCCGGGCUCCCCCAGUGGUAUGUGACUUGUGGACCUCUCCGUGGUCCUGAGAAGAGGCGAGCAGCCCUGAGCACCAUGCCGGUGGAGACCCUUCAGGCCGGCCACCCGCUGAAAGGGGUUUCGGCGGUGGGACCCUUCACCUCGGCCAUGCCCUUCCGCAUCCUCAACAAGGGCCCCGAGUAUUUCCGACGGCAGGCAGCAGCCCCCGGUGCCGCCAAGAAGCCCAGCGCCGUGGAAAGGUUGGAGGCCGAUAAAGCCAAGUAUGUGAAGAGCCUGCAGGUGGCCACUACCAAGCAGGAACCGGUGAAGCCGUACUUCUUCAAGCAGCCCCUCUUUGCGCCAGGGGUGCGGCGGGUGAUGCUCACCCCCAGCCGCAAGACCCCGCAGGGAGGGCGCCGGGCCGACGUCUGCGCUGCCAAAACCUCCUUGAAUUUGGAGAUACUCAACAAUCUGAUCAACUUUUGCGACAGCCCCCUCUCGUUUCCCAAACCGGACAGCCCCCUGGAGCAUAAGUGGAUGCCGGAGCCCUACGCCACGGCCCCCGGCAGCUUGCCGGCCACCCCGAGGAAGAAGGGCCCUGUGGAAGGCCUGAGCAAGCUCUCCCAAAGCUCGGCCUCCUCCAAGCCUCCUAGCACGGUGGCCGUGCGCAGGGUGGACGUCCGGCCGUGCGCAGCACUGCGUUCAAGAAUGACCCCGACAAUCCAGCUGACUCCAGUUCCCACAUCUCCUGCCCAUGCCAGGAUCCCGUCUGCCAGCUCCCUGAACUCCCCAAGUCCCUUUGGAGAGUUGCGCCCGGAUAGCGCUAAGCGCCAGACCCUGUUGCACCGGUCCAAAUCAGACCUGAGCGACCGAUAUUCACGGGCCACGGCUGACUUGGAGCGUUUCUUCAACUACUGUGGCCUGGACCCCGAGGAGGUGGGGGACAUGGAAGUGGAACGUUUCACGCGGGCCAGCUCCGACAUUGUGUCCGUCAAGUUCCACAGCGUCAGCACGGCUAGCUCGGAGGGGACCCAAUCCCGGCGCAGCGCCAUCACCUUGGAGGAGAAGCAGGUGGAGCGCAUGCCGUAUGGCGUCUCCAUCAUCGAGCGCAAUGCCCGUGUCAUCAAGUGGCUGUACGGGCUCCGGCAAGCGAGGGAACCCCAAAAGGUAUCCAAUGUAUAAUGGCACUUCUGCGGACUCCGACAAGGAAAAACCGAACUUUGUUGUCCUUUUGUACGUUUUGGUAUUUUACACUUGGUGGGAAGCUUUGCUACUGUUGCCUGGUUCUGUUGGUGUCCCCCUUGAGAAAUACCCAGCAUGCACAUGGUGGUGGUGAUGAAAUUGUUCUAUUGAGGCGUCCUUUAGUCAUUUUGGCCUUUCCUUCCUUUAGGGGGAAGAAAAUCCACUUGCAGAUAAGACUAUUUGAGCAUAUUCCACUGUAACAUUUGGUGCUAAUGGGAUUCAUUCAAGAAGUUCUCCCAGGGGCAGAAGUUCAGGAGAACCCAUCCCAUAGAAUCUCUAGCUUUCUCCAGGGUGAUAAGGCGGGCAUGAGCAGGGUUCUAGAUUUUACUUGUUAAUUUUAUCCCUGGGAGAAUGAAACGGAGAACCAUUUUUCAGUCAAGUUGCUCCUGUGGCCUGUGAGCAUCAGGAGAGGCCCACUGAAUAGAGAGAGGGGAGGACUCAAUCCAAUCCAAGCCACUAUGGUCAAGCAGGUAUGGGGGUACCUUGCUUGGGGUGCCAGAAUACCUUGAACUGGCUCAUGCCCCCUAAAAAUAAGGGCUUUGUUGCCGGCAUCUACCAGAUUCCCAAUGCGGUCGAGGUAGAGCCGCUGUUUCAAGGUCUGGAUCACACACCUGUUUGCCUGCUUUGUCCUGGGAAUCGGCUUUCAGAAUGUGUGUGGGGGAGGUGGGGAAUAAGCCUUAAGCAGAAGCAACAAUGAUCCAGGUAACAAUGGGGCAUCAUAUGGCUGAGAGAGCUGUAAAAGCUUAUUGUGUGAGAGAGGCCGAGGAAUGCAAACAGUAUUUGUGCGCGCCCGGGAAACACCUCCUGGGCUUGCCGCCCAGCCAAUCCCCAAGCAUCUGCCCUCUUUCGGAGGCAUUCUCCGCAGGGCGCUUUCCCAACAAAAGCCAAAUUGGGUAGCCCUUCCUAGUCCCGGCUGGAGCUGUCUGUUGCAAAGAGAGUUUUCAUGGCAGGCUGCUGUUUCACCAACGCCUUUGCAAGCCUGCUAUGGUGUUUGCAAGCUCUCCAUCUUUUUGAUAUCAUUGUGGUGUGUCAUACUCAGGCCAAGCUCUUUCCAUGGGAAGCACCCUGUUUGCGGAGGCAUAGCGGAUAAGGCAUUUUGCCACGAGUCCUCUCUCCUCUGUUUGGAUUUCUAGAGCUUCCUCUUGCUUGGCAAACUCUCGAUCCCAGGUUUGCCAAGCAAACUCCCUGCCGGAGUGGUUCACCUGGGGGGAAGAGGGCUUCCGCACGUGCCGACACCUGGACUAUCCAAAAUCAUCUGCAGAGGUCUCUUUGCUUUCUGCAUGCCUCUUUAGGAAGCCCAUUAAACCCAAUCUUUGCUCUCUCUAAAUCACUGAGGGAAAAUCAAAACUGCUGUUGACUGAAGCUCGCUUCAUGGCUGGAAAAGAAAAAUGAUUUUCUCCUCCAGUUUCCUGCCAGGAGUAUGGAGUACAAUAAAUCUCUUCCCCCUUCUCCAGCCCUUGAUAGAUGUAGCAGGUUUAUGUACUGCGUUUAACGGCUUCCUCUCCAGACCUCUCUGGUUGCGUUUUCCCCUGCCCUGUUGUUGGCAUUUCUCAACCUGAGCUUCGAACAAAUCUCGGUUUGUUCCUGUGAUUUUACAUGCUCUUCUUUAUGCUUUGUUCCCUGUUUGGCCAGCUAACCAAUCUUUCGCAAUGAUGGAGAUCCUUUGAUGCGAUGAAUGGCGUCUUGAAUCAUGUUUUCAGGUCAGCAGCAGUAUUUCCUUCAAUGUGGGUGGUAAUGCCUUCUACCACAAUGGGACUCCUCUAGUGUAAAGAAUGGCUGCAUUGAUCCUUCUGUGUGGUUUGGAGAGGGCUGGUGAGGAAUUGCAAUUAAACUCCAGAAUUACACUCAUCUUGUUUUGUUUGCAUUCGUUGCCUGAGACCCAGAGCGGAACAUAACACUCAGUGUACAGGUUUAUACAACUCUGCAUUAGGCUGGACAGAACAGAAUAUUGGUAGGACGUGAGCCGUGGAGGCAUCAAUCUACCUCUGUUGAGUGGCCCAGAUUUUCCUUUGUGUCUAUUGUGUAUGUGUGUUUGUGUGUGAGUGCACCUUCCUUUCUUUCUGUCCCCAAAUUCAGUGUGUGUUGCAAUGUCCAUUGCAUUUAAAAUACUUAUUAUUUAUAACGUUUCUUAACGGUUACUCUUUUGAAACUUGUAUCUUGACGGUCUGCCCAGAAGAAGGGGGCGGGGAUGAACCCUGUUGACUGGAUUUGUA